Messenger RNA from Tarenaya hassleriana, 2145 nucleotides. Its product is annotated as putative glycerol-3-phosphate transporter 2. NCBI's taxonomy places the organism in Eukaryota, Viridiplantae, Streptophyta, Magnoliopsida, Brassicales, Cleomaceae. The record is from RefSeq and is a predicted model, not a curated record. The transcript has 2 exons. Gene Ontology annotation, molecular function: transmembrane transporter activity. The coding region runs from base 10 to 1530 and encodes 506 amino acids. Gene Ontology annotation, biological process: phosphate ion homeostasis; transmembrane transport. Gene Ontology annotation, cellular component: membrane.
UAUUCAGACAUGUCGUCGUGGACUUCAUCACGGUUCCUGUACGAGGAGACAAAGCCAUGGGGAAUCCAGUUCCUUGAACGGUUCAAACGCUCAGGAAGGCUCUCCUUCAAGAACAACCAAGCCAUCGUCUUCGUCCUCACCUUCGUCUCUUACGUCGCCUUCCACGCUUCCCGCAAACCUAACAGCAUCGUCAAGGGCACUCUCACCACCCCGUCCAACACGACCGAUGGGAAGGGUUGGGCCCCGUUCGAUGGCCCGGAUGGACCCACCUUGCUCGGCCAGAUCGACUUGGCUUUCCUCUCUGUCUACGCUGUCGGAAUGUUCGUUGCUGGUCACUUGGGUGAUAUGUUGGAUCUCAGGACGUUUCUGACGACUGGAAUGAUUGGGACGGGAGUGUUCACCGCCCUGUUUGGGUUCGCUCAAUGGGCCAAUAUCCACAGCUUCUACUAUUUCCUCGCUGACCAGACCCUUGCAGGGUGGUUCCAGUCUAUCGGCUGGCCUUGUGUGGUGGCUCUGUUGGGGAAUUGGUUCGACAAGAGGAGGAGAGGGAUGAUCAUGGGUAUCUGGAGUGCUCACACCUCGCUCGGCAAUAUUAUCGGGUCAUUGAUCGCCGCUGGUUUGCUCAAAUACGGAUGGGGAUGGUCCUUUGCCGGUCCUGCUCUGCUCAUUACUUUCCUCGGCAUUGUGGUGUACCUUUUCGUGCCGGUAAACCCAUAUGCUGUAGGGGCUGAGAGAGACGGGACUGAAGUGGAUUCGACAAUGAAGCUUGGGGAUACUUUCUCAGAGAACCUCCUAAUAAGCUCUCGGAUGAGCACUGGGCUCGACAGGAGAGCUGUCGGGUUCUGGGCUGCUUGGAGAAUCCCGGGUGUCACUCCUUUCGCCUUCUGCCUUUUCUUCACCAAGUUAGUUUCUUACACCUUUCUCUACUGGCUUCCCUUCUACGUCAGCCACACAGAGAUAGGAGGGGAAUAUCUGUCUGAGGAGACAGCAGGAAACUUGUCGACCCUUUUUGACGUGGGAGGCGUUGUUGGAGGAAUCUUAGCAGGAUACGUCUCGGAUCAACUUGAUGCCAGAGCCAUUACAGCUGCAGGGUUCAUCUACUUAGCCAUCCCGGCUCUUUUCCUCUACAGAAUCUAUGGCCACAUCUCCAUGACCAUCAACCUCAUGCUCAUGUUCAUAACUGGGGUUUUCGUCAUCGGACCCUUUGCUCUCAUCACUACUGCUGUCUCAGCCGAUCUCGGUACCCACAAGUCACUCAAAGGCAAUGCUAGGGCUUUGGCUACUGUUACCGCUAUUAUAGACGGGACAGGUUCCAUUGGUGCCGCCAUUGGACCGGUUCUCACUGGUUACAUCUCAGCAAUCAGUUGGAGUGCGGUGUUUUACAUGUUGAUGGCUGCAGCACUGAUCUCGGGUCUGUUGCUAACCCAACUUGUCAUUACAGAAGUACAAGCCAAGCUGUCUGGAUCAACCGACGAAGAAGCCAUCAUCUCUGCACCUGUGUCCAGACCUCCCAUUGAUGUCCUCACCUGAAGUCUGCUCCUCCUUAUUCAUCCGGUGUUUGUCGCAAGAGAGAGGCUUUCCCUUGUUCGUCUGAAUUUCUUCGGUCUUUUGUCUGUUUUCGUAAGAGACAUGUUUUGAAGGUGUGAAUGCAAACAAUAACUCUCCCUGUCGGAAGAUCCACAAUAUUCAAACACAAAUAUGCAUGCUUAUAGAUCCAGAAGUGGCAUUUCCUAAAAUCUCACCAAACAAAUUUCCAAAAACAUCCAACACGAACACUCAAGGCUCCCUUGUCAUCGACCAGAAACAAAAUCUAGAUCCAGAUCCCAGUUAUCCACUCAAAUUGUUGAAGAUCCUCAAUCUCAAGCACCCAAUUUACCUCCAAUCCCAGAAAAUAAGUAUCACAUUCUCAUGAAAAUUGUAGAGCUUAUACGCCAGAGAAGCCGGUGGAACUCGAUCCACGGAUCAUGCUCAUGGGUUGGAUACUUCUCCUCCACUUGCUUGGUCGGCGAGCAUCUUGAUGUUCGGGACGUUGUGGAUCCCGCAAAUGGUACCCGCGAUGAACAGGAAGCGACUCCGUGUAAAUCCUCAUCUUCUUCUUCUCCUCCUAGUGAUGCGCGAAUUAGGGUUUUUGGAAUCUCCGGUUAA